Molecule: messenger RNA, 2262 nt
Organism: Schizophyllum commune H4-8
Lineage: Eukaryota; Fungi; Basidiomycota; Agaricomycetes; Agaricales; Schizophyllaceae
Exons: 16
Coding region: 1-2262 (753 amino acids)
Source: RefSeq, a predicted model, not a curated record
AUGAACAGCGUGACCAUUGACAACAUCACUGCCUGGAUAGAGGUCGAAGACCAGCCGGCUACCGUGUACCAGCUGGAAAUACAUGCGAGGAAGAAGACCGCCGAGGCGUGGAUCGCGUCGGAGACGGGCAAGCGUUUUAAGGUAUGCUGGAAGGACACCCUGAACACCUACCACACCGUCGGGGACGUCAGAGUGGACGGCCGAUACUGCGGGGGGACACUGCACAGGACAUCGGGCGGCGCGGGGACCACGAUAUUCAAGGACGGCAUCCGUGAUUCUCUAGCGUCCCGGAGGCCGUUCGUGUUCGCGCAGUUAGAGGUCACCGACGACGAUCGACAUUUGGACGAUCCGCUGAAGGGGCUUGGAGAUAUCAUGCUCAAGGUGAAGGAGGUCACGGAUAUCCAGCCGCUGGCCUUCCAUGCCACGCCUACGAUCGAGACGCCCAAAGUGCACGAGCGCGCGAAGAAGGCGGUGGCGCAGCAUGUUGGACUUGGCGCGGCGCGGCCAACGAAGGCGUACGGCCGGUCGAAGUCGAAGAGAAUACGCACGAUCGCAAGGUUCACGUUCCACUAUCGUCCUCUGGGUACGUCCAUUGACCUGCUCUUCCACCCUACCAUGCCCGCCCUUCCACCCUACCAUGCCCGCCAACCUGCACCUUACCCCAACCACGGGUCGCACUUCCAGCUGCUCGCCGAUGACAUCGCGCCACCUCCCGAGCGCGCGGUUCGUCGCGCAGUGGCUCCGCCUACUGCUUCGAUCGAUGAUGACGAGGAGGAAGAGGAGCGGAUACGAAAGCUUGAGGCAGAGCUCGCCGCCCUUCGCGCACGUAAGAAGGUCAAGAAGGAGGUCAAGGCGGAGGUCAAGCUCGAGGAGCGAAUAGACUUAAGCGGCGACGUGAUAGAUCUGACCAUGAUGAGCUCCCGCUCGCUGGGCGACACUGGAGGCGACGGUGGACGCGGUGUGUUGCUGGCUCUACACGUGAUCGCUACAGGUGACGCCAUGGGGCUCUGCAACAUCCAGCAACCACUGUCUCCACCAGCCUUGCGCGCGACGUGGUGUCUCUUUACCCGCCAAUCGGAGGGAUGUGUGACAGUUGAGAUGGAGAAGGACGGCGUUCAGGCUGUCUACAGACCUGACAGACCAGGCAGACAUCAACAUUACUCGGUAGCCUAUGAUGAGUCCGCUGCGCCUUGGGGUGCACGAUGCCCGAAUGACAACGCUCUCCGACACCAUGUCGCCACCGUCGAGGUGCUUGACUUCGAACGACGUCCAGUUCUUCCAGCUAUUCCUGAUGGAUACGUGCGCGAGGUCUUUGGUUUACGGUACGUCCGGUUGUCCUUCAAGUCAACUCGCUUAUGCGUCGGCUUAGGCGUGCAGGCUGCCAUGACUAUUGCCGCCGUAGCAACACUCGCUCGCAAGUCCGGCCGGGCAUGGAUCCUCGUCACCUUUGUUGUCACGAUAUUCUUGGCGUCUACCGCCAUUGAGCUCAUAGCCGUCCGCGUCCUCAGUCAAGAGGUCGCUUUAUUCAGACACCACGCGCGUGGCGCUGAGCCGCAGAUUUACUACCCGCUCAUGGUGAAUGGAAUCUGCUUAUGCAUCUGUGUACGUCGUGGCGAUUUGCGCAAUCGCUGGGAAGCUGAUGUCUGGUCGUCUCGCGCGCGGAGUGUUAUUGCUGGGCAUGAUUGGCAGCUCGGCGCCGUCAUCCGCGAAGUCGAAGUCAGCCCGCAAGCGAGGGCUUUUGGAAGGGUCGUGUUUACGCCUAAGAGCCUCGCGUUUACCUUGCCUCUAGUCAUCACGAAUGUGCUGGCCACAGCGCUUGUGGGCAUUCAAGUCUGGGCAUACCGACGCGAUGUCGUCGCUUCGCUGGGCCCAUUUUCGAGUGGAAGCAGAGUCGGAGGGAUCCUCUUGCUCCUCCUUGAGUCCGGUGUAAUGUUCUGCGUCAUGUGUAUCACCAUCGUCGUUCUCGUCGCUUACGCGCCGCCCAUGGCGAACGUCAACGCUAUCGUCGUCGUGACCGACGUGCUUCAGUUCUCCGUGGGCGCGUACGCGACGUUCGUCAUCCUGGUGGUGACAGUAUACCAGCACCGCACGGCCAUAUCGAUGAUCCAAGGACAGAGCAGCUUCAUGGCGUCGAUCCGCUUCGUCUCGCCCGCUAGUGGUACUGACGCCUCGUCGGCCGGACUUCCAGACGGCGACAUGUCAAGGAUAGAGCACACGCGUGAAGGAGACGCGAUUGAGAUGACGAGUAGGCGAAGUCGGUAG